Molecule: messenger RNA, 354 nt
Organism: Symbiodinium pilosum
Lineage: Eukaryota; Dinophyceae; Suessiales; Symbiodiniaceae
Source: the annotation of a GenBank genome assembly
GUGCGGCAGAUUCAAGCCUCACGUGGUGCUUUUGCGGCCAUCCUUGGCGAUGGAACCGUGUUGACCUUUGGCUUUGUCGAGAACUUCAAACAGAGCCUGGAAAGUGACGCGUGGCCGAGCGGCCUGCAGACAUCGAGCUUUGGCCGAUUCUUCGACCAGAGCCUGGAAUGUGUCGCGUGCCCCAGCAGCCUGCAGACAUUGAGCUUGGGCGCCCGCUUCAGCCACACCUUGGACCAUGUUGCAUUGCCGAGCAGCCUGCAGACACUUAGCUGUGGCGCCUGCUUCAAACCAAUCAGCCUGCAGACAUUCAGCCUUAGCGCGUGCCUCAACCAGAGGCUUGAAUGUGUUGCAUGA